Grosmannia clavigera kw1407 is the source of this 1119-nucleotide messenger RNA. RefSeq names its product dihydrodipicolinate synthetase family protein. The coding region runs from base 1 to 1119 and encodes 372 amino acids. Gene Ontology annotation, molecular function: 4-hydroxy-tetrahydrodipicolinate synthase activity. The record is from RefSeq and is a predicted model, not a curated record. NCBI's taxonomy places the organism in Eukaryota, Fungi, Ascomycota, Sordariomycetes, Ophiostomatales, Ophiostomataceae. The transcript has a single exon.
AUGCUGCGAAGCCGGAGAGCUAUGCAACAACGACAGCAGAAGACGACCAGAGACACGCAACAGACAGACGUUGACCACGCUGAACCGAACAGGAUGGCGACAACGAAGAAGCCGGCAGUGCCGCCAUCGGGCGUAUGGGCGCCGGCGGUGACGCUGUUCGACCCGGACACGGACACGCUGCUGCUGGAAGACCAAAAGCGGUACUUUGGCUAUCUCGCAUCGACGGGGCUGGCCGGGCUGGUGGUGCUGGGCACAAACGCAGAGACGUUUCUGCUGACGCGCGAGGAGCGGACAGCACUGCUAGCAGCGGCGCGUGUGGCCGUAGGCCCCGACUUUCCCAUCAUGGCCGGUGUCAGCGGUCACAGCACGGCGCAAGUGCUGGAGUACAUGGCGGACGCCAAGGCGGCCGGUGCCGAUUACGCGCUGCUGCUGCCGCCGGCAUACUUUGGUGCCAAGGCGAGCCCGCCGGCGGUGGUGGCGCAUUUCUACGACGACGUGGCCGCAGCGGCACCGUUGCCCAUUGUGCUGUACAACUUCCCGGGUGUCUGCAAUGGCGUCGACCUGGAUUCGGACACGGUGGCCGGCCUGGCUCGUCGCCAUCCCGGCGUCGUGGUCGGCGUCAAGCUUACGUGCGGCUCUGUUGCCAAGGUCGUCCGUCUGGCAGCCGAGCUGCCACCUGACAAGUUCGCCAUUUACGGUGGCCAGGCCGACUUUCUCGUUGGCGCCCUCGCUGUCGGAGCCGCUGGAUGUAUCUCGGCCUUUGCCAACAUCUGCCCCAAGACGGUCGUGCAGAUCUACCGUCUCUGGACCGGUCACGCCAGCCGCGCCAGCACGGACGCCCUUCGCCACGACGACAGCCGCUCUGCCGAUGUCCGCUCUGCCGACCGUGCUGCCGCCAUCGCCCUCCACAAACAGGCUGCCCUGGCUGAGCGCCCCUGCAAGAACGGCAUCGCUACGACCAAGUACGCCGCUGCCGUCUACACAGCUGGCCCGGCCGGCAUCGCUGAUGCCGUCGCCAAAAUGCGCCCUCGCCGGCCGUAUCUGGAGCCGUCCGAGGCGGAGAAGGAUCGCUGUCGGGGGCUGUUGGCCGAGAUGGCCAAGGUCGAGGCCGCUCUGUAA